This is a messenger RNA of Myripristis murdjan (pinecone soldierfish), 1442 nucleotides long. RefSeq names its product bone morphogenetic protein 10, like (gene bmp10l). The record is from RefSeq and is a predicted model, not a curated record. The transcript is spliced from 2 exons. Bases 1 to 1410 code for a protein of 469 amino acids. Gene Ontology annotation, cellular component: extracellular region. Gene Ontology annotation, molecular function: cytokine activity; growth factor activity. Gene Ontology annotation, biological process: BMP signaling pathway. NCBI's taxonomy places the organism in Eukaryota, Metazoa, Chordata, Actinopteri, Holocentriformes, Holocentridae.
AUGACUGUUUCAGUUUUCUCCAGAUUUGGGUAUAUCUACUCUCUGAGUGUGAUACUUCUCAUGUCGCCUGGUCUGAGCUUGAGCAUUCCCAUCACGUCUCCUGAGAACCACCACAGGGCAUCAGUCCGUAGGGAUGUUCUUGAUAACCCGCUACUUGAACAGACUGACCUGGAUGCACAGGACCUUCUCAGCCAGUUUCUGUCCACACUAAACCUCACUGAAAAGGGCUCCCAGUCCAGGCCCCCCGCUGCCCGUAAGGAGCCACCAGAGUACAUGCUGGAACUGUAUAACCGAUUUGCCAAUGACCACACUGCUGUGCCCUCUACCAACAUUGUGCGCAGUUUCAAGAAUGAAGAUUCCUCCCCCUACAGUAUGAUGGCCAGGGGUGUGAGGAUAUACCCCUUGCUGUUCAACAUCUCCAUUCCCCACCAUGAACACAUAACAAUAGCUGAGCUCCGCCUUUACACCAUGCUCCAGAAGGCCCAAAGACCACAUUCUGGCCUUGACCGCAAGGUGACCAUCUACAAAAUCCAUGAGGGAGUUCUCUGGAAAAAAGAGGUGGAGACAGAGGGCAGAAGGAGGGAUAUGGAGGAGGUGGUGGAGAUGAAGGACUUGGAGGAACUGGUGACAAAGCAUAUCCAUGCCAGAGAUAAUAGCUGGGUGUCAUUCGACCUGACUCAUGUGAUUACAUUCUGGCGGAAGUCAGGGUGUGCAAUGCACAGACUGGAGGUCCAUGUUGGAAAACUGGAGACAGAAGAGGAAGGGGGCAGACUAGAUGUCACUGAAGAAGGUGAAAAGCUGGUUGACGUUGACAUUGACAGAAGCUUGGAGGGGAAACACAAUGCAGUGUUGAUUGUGUUCUCAGAUGAUCAGAGCAGAAACCAUAAACAGGAUAAGCAAGAACUCAACCAAAUGAUUGAACACGAGAAUGACCUUCCUGAAAAUCUAGAGCAAAGUCAGCAGGCUUUCUGGGGGCACGUCAAUCAGAACAGUGACCACGCUAAUCAGAACGAGCUGGACAAACAGUCCCUCAUGCAUCUGCAGUCCAACCUUAUCGACGACACACCUCCCCGAAUCCGUCGCAAUGUUAAGAGCGAGUCAUGCAAGAGGACACCUCUCUUUGUGGAUUUUAAAGACAUUGGCUGGGAUUCAUGGAUCAUCCAGCCACUGGGCUAUGAAGCUUAUGAAUGCAAUGGUGUUUGCAACCCACCUAUGACCUCUGAGGUCUCACCUACCAAACAUGCCAUAGUCCAGACUCUGUUGAGUGUUAGACGUCCACAGAGAGCAUCGCGUGCCUGCUGUGUACCUACUAAGCUGGAGCCAAUUUCACUCCUUUAUCAUGAUAACGGGGUGGUCACUUUCAACCACAAGUAUGAGGGAAUGGUGGUGGCAGAGUGUGGCUGUAGAUAGUCCUAAAACUGAUGCUACUAGACAGAGCUUGA